This is a messenger RNA of Juglans microcarpa x Juglans regia, 1212 nucleotides long. RefSeq lists its product as uncharacterized. The transcript has a single exon. Gene Ontology annotation, cellular component: chloroplast. The record is from RefSeq and is a predicted model, not a curated record. The coding region runs from base 1 to 1020 and encodes 339 amino acids. Lineage: Eukaryota; Viridiplantae; Streptophyta; Magnoliopsida; Fagales; Juglandaceae.
AUGGCUUCCAAUCUUCUCAAGAUUCAUCUACGAACCAUUGAAACUGCGAAGCCAUCAAUCCCAUUUCCUCACUCCAAAGCCCACUUUCCGUUUCUCCCAUUUCAUUCACAUCAACUUUCUCAUUCCCGUAUCCAUGUCUCCUUUUCUCCAAUUCUGCCCCGUAAACCCAUAUCCGUCCGCUCGUCCCUGUCCUCUUCCACCCCACCCACUUCAAAAGAAGAAGCCAUCCUCCAGGCCAAAACCUGCCUCUCAUCCACCUUAGAAAAGCCCCUCAACAACCCCAAACUCGUCGGUAAAUUCAAGAAGAUAAAGCAACCCAGGUUCCGACUCGAAAUUCCGGUCAUUGACGACUCGCCCGCAUCGCUUUCGCAACUCGCUCUCGAUGUCUUUCAGGACUUGCCCAUUAAAAGAAAAGGCUCUCCUGUUAAGUUGCUACUCCUAUGGCCUAACGUUACCUUAAGAGAAGGUGCAAUGGAAGCCUUCGGAAUUCAGUCUUCCAGCCAAAUUGAACAUACGGACAUUUCUUCAUUGAAGACCGAAAAUGGUGAUACCAGAAUCUUGAGUUCUGCCGAUGUGGCAGUUUUUUUGGUGCCAGAGGCUUCACAGUUGGAAGUUAUAAAAGCCGUUACUGACAGUUCGUAUCCUAAGCCGGUGGUGAUUUUCAACCCCAAAUGGGUGUUUGAGGAGGAAAGCAAUUUUGGUGAGCUGGGUGGCUUCGUGGGGUCAUUCGAAGUGAUAUAUUCAUUCAUGGGGUUGGAGGUUAGAGGGCUUUUGAGUAGGAGGAAGGGAGUGGUUUUCAAGUGCGUGAGGGAUGGGGUUGUGAGUGGUGAGAGAUGGACGGUUCUUGUUGAAGAAGAAACUGGGGAACUGAAAGUGAUCUCGAGGUUCAAGACACGGCCAUCGAUCACCGAAGUUGAGAAUGUUCUGUACAAUUUAAUGGCAAUCAAUUCGCCCAUCACGAAAUCUGCAAAGUUCUUAAAGGAUUUGGUGUCAAAUGUAACUGGGAAAAAAGCAAGUUAAAGCAACUGAUCUGAUUUUGAUCUCGAUUUUGAUUAUCUAGAGGCAAGCUUUCCGUUGAAAUGCCUGAAAGAAACCGGUUGUAAUCUUUACUGACAUUAGAUAUGUCAAGUCUGUGAUAUAAAAAUCCCUGCUCGGUGUAUGAAAAAGACGGGGCUUAUUUAAUACAAAAUUAUGAGAUUGUAUUUCUGGUAA